Pteropus alecto (black flying fox) is the source of this 4371-nucleotide messenger RNA. It is a transcript of the gene CLCN7, whose product is annotated as chloride voltage-gated channel 7. Gene Ontology annotation, cellular component: lysosomal membrane; intracellular membrane-bounded organelle. Gene Ontology annotation, molecular function: voltage-gated chloride channel activity. The transcript is spliced from 25 exons. Gene Ontology annotation, biological process: transmembrane transport; chloride transport. Lineage: Eukaryota; Metazoa; Chordata; Mammalia; Chiroptera; Pteropodidae. The record is from RefSeq and is a predicted model, not a curated record. Bases 94 to 2523 code for a protein of 809 amino acids.
GGCCACUGUUUGGGGUCACGUGGCCUCAGCGCGGGUCACGAGAACAAACACCGGGCCCCGGCGCUUCCUCCGCCGGUCCGUCCGCAGCGGGCCAUGGCCAACGUCUCCAAAAAGGUGUCGUGGUCCGGGCGCGACCUGGACGACGACGAGGCGGCGCCGCUGCUGCGGAGGGCGGCGCGGCCCGGGGUGCCGGCCGGCGAGGGCACGCCGCUGCUGAACGGGGCCGGGCCCGCGUCAGCCCGCCGGUCGCCCCAUUCGGCAUCUUUCCGGAUUGGACAGAUGAGCAACGUGGAGCUGGAUGAUGAGCUUCUGGACCCGGAGGUGGACCCGCCUCACCCUUUCCCCAAGGAGAUCCCACACAACGAGAAGCUCUUGUCCCUCAAAUAUGAGAGCUUGGACUAUGACAACAGUGAGAACCAGCUGUUCCUGGAGGAGGAGAGGCGUAUCAACCACAUGGCCUUCCGGACAGUGGAGAUCAAACGCUGGGUCAUCUGCGCCAUGAUCGGCAUCCUCACAGGGCUUGUAGCCUGCUUCAUUGACAUCAUGGUAGAGAACUUGGCUGGCCUGAAAUAUAAGGUUGUCAAAGACAAUAUCGACAAGUUCACGGAGAAGGGGGGGCUGUCCUUCUCCCUCCUGCUGUGGGCCACGCUGAACUCCGCGUUUGUGCUGGUCGGCUCAAUGAUCGUUGCCUUCAUAGAGCCAGUCGCUGCUGGCAGUGGGAUCCCCCAGAUCAAGUGCUUCCUCAAUGGGGUGAAGAUCCCCCACGUGGUCCGACUCAAGACACUGGUGAUCAAGGUGUCUGGUGUGAUCCUGUCUGUGGUGGGAGGACUGGCCGUGGGAAAGGAGGGGCCAAUGAUUCACUCGGGCUCUGUGAUCGCUGCUGGGGUUUCCCAGGGGAGGUCAACGUCUCUGAAGCGAGAUUUCAAGAUCUUUGAGUACUUCCGCAGGGAUACGGAGAAGCGGGACUUUGUCUCAGCAGGAGCUGCAGCUGGAGUGUCUGCUGCAUUUGGGGCUCCUGUGGGUGGGGUCCUGUUCAGCUUGGAGGAAGGUGCAUCCUUCUGGAACCAGUUCCUGACCUGGAGAAUCUUCUUUGCUUCCAUGAUUUCCACCUUCACCCUGAACUUUGUCCUAAGCAUUUACCAUGGGAACAUCUGGGACCUGUCCAGCCCGGGCCUCAUCAAUUUUGGAAGAUUUGACACGGAGACAAUGGUGUACACGAUCCACGAGAUCCCCAUCUUCAUCGCCAUGGGCGUGGUGGGUGGUGUGCUUGGGGCUGUGUUCAAUGCCUUGAAUUACUGGCUGACGAUGUUUCGAAUUAGGUACAUCCAUCGGCCUUGCCUCCAAGUGAUCGAGGCCAUGCUGGUAGCUGCCGUCACAGCCACUGUUGCCUUUGUGCUGAUCUACUCCUCUCGGGACUGCCAACCCCUGCAGGGCAGCUCCGUGUCCUACCCCCUCCAGCUCUUCUGUGCAGAUGGCGAGUACAACUCAAUGGCUGCAGCCUUCUUCAACACCCCAGAGAAGAGCGUGGUCGGCCUUUUCCAUGACCCCCCAGGUUCCUACAACCCCAUGACCCUUGGCCUCUUCACCCUUGUCUACUUUUUCUUGGCCUGCUGGACCUAUGGACUGACAGUGUCUGCUGGUGUCUUUAUCCCGUCCCUGCUCAUCGGGGCUGCCUGGGGCCGGCUCUUCGGCAUCUCGCUGUCCUACCUCACUGGGGCUGCGAUCUGGGCAGACCCUGGCAAGUACGCCCUGAUGGGAGCAGCUGCUCAGCUGGGUGGGAUUGUGAGGAUGACGCUGAGCCUGACAGUUAUCAUGAUGGAGGCCACCAGCAACGUGACCUACGGCUUCCCCAUCAUGCUGGUCCUGAUGACUGCCAAGAUAGUGGGAGACGUCUUCAUCGAGGGCCUGUACGACAUGCACAUCCAGCUGCAGAGUGUGCCCUUCCUGCACUGGGAAGCCCCAGUCACCUCGCACUCGCUUACCGCCAGGGAGGUGAUGAGCACACCGGUCACUUGCCUGCGGAGGAGGGAAAAGGUGGGCGUCAUUGUGGAUAUACUUAGCAACACAGCGUCCAAUCACAAUGGAUUCCCUGUGGUGGAGUCUACUGACGACAUCCAGUUGGCCCGGCUCCAGGGUCUGAUCCUGCGCUCCCAGCUGAUUGUCCUCCUGAAGCACAAGGUGUUCGUUGAGCGGUCCAACAGAGGUCUGGUACAACGGCGGCUGAGGCUAAAGGACUUCCGGGAUGCCUACCCGCGCUUUCCCCCAAUCCAGUCCAUCCAUGUGUCCCAGGAUGAGCGAGAGUGCACCAUGGACCUCUCCGAAUUCAUGAACCCCUCCCCCUACACAGUGCCCCAGGAAGCGUCUCUCCCGAGGGUAUUCAAGCUGUUCCGGGCCCUGGGCCUCAGGCAUCUGGUGGUCGUGGACAACCACAAUCAGGUGGUCGGGCUGGUGACCAGGAAGGACCUGGCCAGGUACCGGCUUGGGAAGGGGGGCCUGGAGGAGCUCUCACUGGCCCAGACGUGAAGCCCUGGCAUCUAACCUGAGGUCCCCACCUCACUCCUCGGGCAGCGGCAGAUACAGUGUCCUCCAGACCUUGGGGAUGGCCCGGCUGGCAUGUGAACAUGACCAUCUCGUGGGCACCUUGUUGACAUUCUCCACACUCCCCCUUGCCUUACUUAAUUCCUUGGAUGUCACUCUUCAUCCUGCUAUUUUCUUCACCUUCAGGGAUCAGACAUUUUUACAAGUGCUCUCUUCCUGAGAGCCAUGAGAAGGUGCGUGUUCCUGUGCAUCUCGGUGUGUGUCUGUGUUCACGUGUGUAAGAAAGCGAGCGAACUGGGCCCCAGGGGUCCAAGUGCAACAGGCCCCCAGGGAAGGACUCCUUUGCUGCUUCUCUGUUCCUCGUUACCCUGGGUGCCAGCCCAGAAGGACCACGCCACCUGUGCACUGCCAGCUAGAGAUCUGGGUGAUGUGAGGCUGCAGGAGAGGCCUUUGGCCUUGUCCCCUUUGGCUCAUUCUGUGGCCAUGAGAUGAUGGACCAGUGCAGCAGGGACUUGCCUGGGCAAAGGCCCAGCUGGACACAUGGAGGCGAGAGUUUGGAGCAGCAGGACAGCCCUGGAAAGCGGACUCUGGUUAUUCUCUCAGACUCACCACGUGCGUACGCCCUGUGGGCCGUACCCCCACUCAGGUUGCGACGGGCUCUGUGCUGGAGUCUUGGCCAAAGGAGAGCUGAGAACCACCUGUGAGGCUGAACCCCCAAGCCCUCCAGAGCUGGAGUCCAGGCAAACAGCUGUUGCCACCAUGUGGACACCAGCUGGGAAGGCGGGUCUUAGAUCAGGGAGGGACAGGCCACUGGCCUCUGAGGAUUCCUGGCCCAUGGCGAUGUUCUGGGGAAUAUCUGGUUCCAGCCCUGGUGGUGGGUGGGCUGUGGGGAUGGGUUGGUGAGCCCAGGGCAAGGACACUGUGUCCCUCCCAGGCUAGGCAAAGCUGGUCUUACAGGACCUCUUUUACAGGUGAUUUCUGAGUCCCCAGUCCCUUUCUGUGUUGAGGCGAUGCAGUUGCUUUUGUAGUGAGCUAGUGGGCACUGCGCCUUGAUUAGAGCCCCUUUCAAGGGGGAUGGGGCCAUCAUCAACCGCCAGUCCUGUCCUGGUGGGGAGCCCUCCGUGGGGUGAGCAGAGGUCUGAAUGUGGGGUUCUGAAUGGGAGAAAUAAAGGAAUUGAACCCAGACAGCCAGCACCAGCUUCUUGUUCCUGCUCAGCACGGACCAGUCUGGGAUUACGGGGCCACUGGGGCUGGGGCAUCUGGGCUGGGGCCCUCUUCAAUGUGUGGUAUAGGUGGGCAGCACCCCAGUGUGGACACCCCUAGGAGGACGGCACAGAAACCUGCAGAUGGUGUACAGCUAUGGCUGUCAACACAUACCACAGGAAGGGGCCUUGUGGGCACCAACCACUGCCCCCUCAUUGGAUACCCAAGCAGCAUUGCUCCUGGGGCAGCCAUAGAGCUCGGCAGGAAAGACUUCUCCCCAGGGGCCCCUCCGUCUGCACGCAGCUCCGCAUGUUGGUCUAUCUCCCUGACCUGUUCAGAUGGCAUGUGGUGUCACUACCCCGGGACAAGGGUGUGACUGAAGCGUUCAUCUUGUCACAGGGAAGCCCCCAGCCAGCCCUUGGUGGGGGGGUCUGGGUGACACAUGGGGAGGACACAGGACUGGAGUGUCCCCACUGGCUCGAAAUGAGACAUAAAACAUAAUGCACUGGCCUUCAAAGACUCAGUGUGGAGAAAGCAGGUACAGCAUCUCACUCACUUCUUUGUAUUGAGUCCAUGUCGAAAUGAUAUUUUAGAUAUACUGGGUUAAAUAAAAUAGACUAUUGAAAUUCA